UGAUUUUAGAAGAAAAUUGAUAUACUGGAGAAAUCUUCAGCAUUCAUACCAAAAUCUACAGUAUGUGGAACAGUACACCGUUUACCUCCUCAGAAUAAAUGUACCAUGAUAAAAAGAUGAUGGGAGGAGUGCGGCUUUGACUCGGUACCCUUAGUUAUAUUUACUUUUAGACUUUACUUUUAUACAGAUGAGAAUUAAAAACGUACAUUAACAUUAAAAACGUCCACUGAAUUAUUUUCCUAGUUUCGUGUGAUUUUUGAAACUUUUCUACAGUUUUAGUGCGUGAAUCAGUGAUUUUUUAACGAGAAAAGUACAUAUUAUUUGUGAUUAAAAUCUUUCGUGCCGGUAAAAUUUACUGUGCCAUAUUAUUCAUGUCCGAGUGAUUCCAGUUUGAUUUUCGUAUCCAUUGUGAUCACUCGACGAAGAAGAAAAUGGACAGACGCACCAACUGCUACCUCAAUUCAGCCUACAACAACGACUACGACGAUUACAUCGAAACAGCAUCACAGCUGAGCUUCGAUAGCAAAGGCCAAUCAUACGAAUCGGAAAAUGAAACCUACGUAGACGAAUUCCUGGACGACUACACCAUAUGCUACACCGAAGACACUCGCAUACCUACCAUCGAACCACGGGCCACUCGAUCCAGCAUAAAUUCUUCGCAAAAACUACGAUACGAGGCCAUAAACGCAGAUUCAUUCAACGAAAGCAUAUCUUCAAAACACGAUAUUUCCAAACUAACGUCUACGCCGAAAAAGCAACAAAUCAGACCUCAAUUAAUAUGCAGCCCAUCGGGACGAAAAUUACCCCACCGGAGGAACACCCUAGUUCGGAGUCAAUCCAUCUGCAUGCCAGGACGAAACAUAGAAAGUACUUUCGUUGAAAAUAACCAUCUUUCGCCAAAUAUACGCAGAAGUAAAUCAUCUUUGAGUUUGAGCAAACAAAGAUACGAAGAUCCAAGACCACGAGAUCAACGACAAGUAGUGAAAUUAACAGCCGGACAGAGUCAUCCUAGAGGUGUCUCGAGGAGCAAAAGUUUUCAUAAUUUUACCGAACCAUCGAUACAACGCACUGUUCGAUCCGUUUCUCCAUUCCAAAUACGUGAAAGUAACGCUGACCUUUAUGGUUCCAGAAGAAGCAAUCAGUCAUUUCUACGAAGACCCUACGAUUUGAAUUCUUCCUUUUCGUCUACCAGACCGCUCAUGUCGCAAAGAAACUUGGCAGUGAUUUCACCAAUUUAUAAAAAAACCUCGUCACAUUCGGUCGAAUUAGAUUCGACUCUAAGAAACGCAUUUACUAUAGCCGCAGAUCGAUCUACAUCAUCAUCUUGUAAAAGUGCUUGGGUACAAGUCAAAAAACAAACCAUACCAUUGUGCACUCUACGUUCCUCAGCUAUCACGUUGUUAAUUAGUGGCACACUCAGUUGUCUAUUCUGCCUUCAUAUAAUUUCAAUGAAGGGUAAAAGCUACGAGCUUACUUUUAGUCUUUUUUCCGGAUUUGUAGCACUUUUAUUAGGAUUCCCUUGUUUACGCUUUCAAGAAUGGCAAUGGCUGCCUAAUCGAAAUUAUGUUUCCGGGUAUGUCGUUUUGAGCCUAUUCAGCGUAAUGCAAACGUGUGCUUUAUGGAUCAUGGAUCAGUUGCCUGAUUUGGAGCCUGAAUAUUUAGAUUUGAUACGUGGUGUAUUAUACGCUCUUUCUGGUUUAUCGUUGGGUAUUGCUUUAUUGGGAGUGUCUAGUUCGUGCUGCUGUAAAUAUCCACCUCCUGACAAUAGAGUAACCCAUGGGGUGCAAGGAUUCACAGUUUAAUUUCUAUACCUAUUUAGUCGUUUUACUACUUAAAAGUUGAACAUUUUUUUUACAUUUUUUGUUAGCAUUAGGUAUUUGUGUUUGAAUUUAAUGAUGUAUUUAUGUACGAACAAUAUAUUUGUAUACAAUUUUUCACGUUAUAAUAUGUACGAAAAUUAUUGUGCCAAUUACAUAAUGUUAUAA
Planococcus citri (citrus mealybug) is the source of this 1985-nucleotide messenger RNA. RefSeq lists its product as uncharacterized. The transcript is spliced from 2 exons. The record is from RefSeq and is a predicted model, not a curated record. Bases 432 to 1802 code for a protein of 456 amino acids. Lineage: Eukaryota; Metazoa; Arthropoda; Insecta; Hemiptera; Pseudococcidae.